Messenger RNA from Suillus discolor, 1650 nucleotides. RefSeq lists its product as uncharacterized. The transcript has 11 exons. The coding region runs from base 1 to 1563 and encodes 520 amino acids. The record is from RefSeq and is a predicted model, not a curated record. Lineage: Eukaryota; Fungi; Basidiomycota; Agaricomycetes; Boletales; Suillaceae.
AUGCUUUGUGCCAAAGAUAAGGUGAAGGGUGAGGGAGUGGUGGAUCAACGUGGCCGAUAUACGCGCAAAUAUCCUAAGCCCCGAAAUGCAAAGAAAAAAGCUAUGGAAAAAGCCAUUUGGAUGCCUGAAAAGUCGGCAAGAAAAGUUCUUCAACAGACUCAAGCACCUCCCAACCCACCGGCGAGUAGGCCACCCACCAAACCACCCACCAAACCAUCUACCAAACCACCCACCAAAGCGAAACGACCAGCGCCAAGUGCGGUUGCUCAGAUUGACCAGGAGCGUCAGCGUACCUUUGUGAACGAGGAAUCGGAUGAUGGGUAUGGUUCUAGUGGCCAUGCUGCCCGUCCUAAGAAACUCUGUCGCACUUAUGCGAUGCGCGAUGUGACUGCGAUGUUCGACUCCGACGAAGAUCUUGAGGACAAGCCACCAAAUGGCAUUGAUACUGAUGCCGACUGCGAGGAGAGUGAGGGCGAAGAACCAGAGGCCACUGCCUUGAUGCUCUCAGACGAGAUGCCUUCGCUUGUUCAAUCACGUGGCAACUCCUUGAAGCAAUCCGCCAGAGAGCGAAAGCAAGCCGAGGAGACUCCAAUGUGGCGCGAUGUCGACAACGCUGUCUCAGAGUCAGUUGAAGAAUCCACUACUCGUGGUGACUCCUUGGAACCUCCCUCCAGCGACAUUGAAGUUGUCCAGAAGGUCACCUCUGCAGCUUCUCUCGUUCGAACGGAGAAAGGAAACGUCAAACUACUCGAUCAGAACCUGGAGACUCGGCGAGUAGUCCGGGAUGCCAUUAUUGACGCUAAAGGUCACAUCAUCUUCGUCAAUGCUUACCCUGAGCUCGUCGACAAAAACCAGGUAUCACUCCAGUCUUUGCUAAUGGUGGCCGAGAAUCGCGGCAUAAAAGCCAUCAAAAAACGCCUUCAAACAGAUGCUCAGUAUGCUGCUCUCCUUGGUAGCUUGGUCGAGCCCCGGAUCCCAUUAUUGCGGCGUGAUCUGAAAGUCGCUGCAUGUGCGAACAUCGAUAGCUACUUCCGUCUCAGCAACAACAUAGUCAAGGCAAAAAAACUCAUGGAGCAGCACGCAUAUGUAUAUGCCUUGAGGUUUGAUUCCAACGACGAUGCUUUGCCCAUAGGGAAAAAGCCCUACCAGGGUGAACUACUGAUUUUUCUGUUACACGACGGUGUCUUCAAUGGUGCGAAGUCCAUCGGCGUCAGAUUUUCGGCGCGUUUUGUCGAAAUUGCGAGAAACAAGGCCAAACGCCCCGAAGUCCCCAUUCCAUUGCUGGCGCUGGCGGCAACAGCAAUCUACGCGGCCCUUUUCUGGAAGACGCUUGGUUCACCGGGAAAGUUUAACUUUACCGGGAAUCAAUUCAGUGAAACUUAUGUUUUCCAUGUCAACUUUCUCGAGGGUUUGAAGAAGGACGCACCUGGAAAGUUUCACUGUAUGAUGGCUGACAUUUUCGAAGCUGUACAGGCUUUGAAACAGAAGGGCAAUGAUCAUCUCGCCAGUGAGCAUCGAAAUGCUCUGUCGCUACUCGACUUGGAUGGCAUGGCCGAUGAUUAGGUUCUGUAGUCACGGUGCUGAUCCAUUCCUGUAUAUUGUGCAUUCAUUAGUGAUUGUACCGAAAUUCCUCAUACCCUCGUCGUCAGC